Messenger RNA from Cajanus cajan (pigeon pea), 1578 nucleotides. RefSeq lists its product as uncharacterized. NCBI's taxonomy places the organism in Eukaryota, Viridiplantae, Streptophyta, Magnoliopsida, Fabales, Fabaceae. The record is from RefSeq and is a predicted model, not a curated record.
GUUAGAUCCUCUCCAACUCCAAAAGAUCAUCAGAAGGGUAGUUCAUCACAACUAUCUUGUUCAGUAAUUUGAGUUAUAUGGACCAUACACAUACAUGUAUGUCAUGUGUGUGAUAAUUUGGUGCUUGAAUAGAAAAAAAUGGUUGGUGAAGGAGAAAAACCAAAGGCAGUGAUUGUUGGAGGAAGCAUAGCAGGGAUAUCAAGUGCACAUGCCCUUACCUUAGCUGGUUGGGAUGUCCUUGUGCUUGAGAAAACCACCUCACCUCCAACUGGAAGCCCCACUGGUGCAGGUCUUGGACUCAACUCUUUCUCCCAACAAAUCAUUAACUCAUGGCUUCAUAACUCACAACAACUCCUACACAACACCACUUUACCACUCACCAUUGACCAGAACCAUGCAACUGAUAGUGAGAAGAAGGUUAGCUGCACAUUGACAAGAGAUGAGAGUUUUAAUUUCAGAGCAGCACAUUGGGCUGAUCUUCAUGGCCUUUUGUACAAUGCAUUGCCAUCAAAUGUAUUUUUAUGGGGUCACCUUUUUCUCUCUUUCCAUGUUGCUGAUGAUAAGGGUUCUGUCAUAGUAAAGGCUGAGGUUCUAGAAAGUGGCAAGGUUAUAGAGAUAGUAGGGGAUUUGCUUGUUGCAGCAGAUGGUUGUCUCUCUUCCAUCCGCCACAAAUAUCUCCCUCAUUUUAAACUCAGAUAUUCAGGCUAUUGUGCAUGGAGAGGGGUUCUUGAUUUUUCAAAAAUUGAGAAUUCAGAAACCAUUAUUGGUAUGAGAAAGGCAUAUCCUGAUCUAGGAAAAUGCUUGUACUUUGACUUGGCCUCAGGUACACACAGUGUGUUGUAUGAGCUGCUGAACAAAAAGCUCAAUUGGAUUUGGUAUGUGAAUCAGCCAGAGCCUGAAGUCAAGGGAACAUCAGUGACAAUGAAAGUAAACAGUGACAUGAUCCAAAAGAUGCACCAAGAAGCAGAAAAAGUUUGGAUUCCUGAGUUGGUAAAGGUCAUAAAAGAAACAAGGGACCCUUUCUUAAAUUUCAUAUAUGAUAGUGAUCCUUUAGAGAAGAUAUUUUGGGACAAUGUGGUAUUGGUAGGAGAUGCAGCUCACCCUACAACUCCUCACUGCCUUAGAAGCACAAACAUGUCAAUAUUAGAUGCAGCAGUGUUAGGCAAAUGCCUUGAGAAGUUUGGAGCAGAAAAAGUGAGAUCAGCUUUGGAAGAAUAUCAGUUCAUUAGACUACCAGAAACUUCAAAGCAAGUUCUUCAUGCAAGGCGUCUAGGUCGUAUAAAACAAGGUUUGGUUGUGCCUGAUAGAGAACCCCUUAACCCCAAAUCAGCCAAGAAAGAGGACUGUGAGGAACUUCUACAAAGCAACACUCCUUUUUUCAAUGAUGUGCCUUCGAUACUUGCUUCAAUUCUUCCCCAAGUUGAUUGCCUAUAGUCGUAAAUUUUAGCACUGCAUUGAAAAUACAUUUCUUACUUACUAUCAAUGCAACUAUUUGCACACUGAUAAAGUGAUUCCUAUGACUGAUGUGUUGCCUUUAAGCUCCAAACUUUAUUUUGGUACCUAGAAAUAAUUUUAUUA